AUGGCGGCCGCCUCCCAACCGCAUGGGGACCCCCCUACCUCUACCCUGGAGGGCAUCGGUGAGGAGCUCCGCAUGAUUGCGGCUUCUAUAGCCACGAAAGCUGACCUUUUGGUCCUCACCACCACGAUCCAGGACGCAUUGCGGGCCGAAAUGACGGGACUCCGAACGGAGGUAUCCGCACAGGGGAGUCGUAUCCAGGACUUAGAGCACUCCCGCGAGGCUCACGCGGCCAGACAAGCAGCUACUGACACGGCCCUGUCACGGCAAGGUGACCUGCUACUACAAUUGCGAAGAUCGGUGGAAGAUCUCGACAACCGUAGCCGCAGAUGUAACAUCCGCAUACGCGGCAUGCCGGAGGCGGAGUGCGAUGAGAACUUAGACGAAAUUCUAACAGCACUCUUCCGCAUGGUCCUACCCAGAGAUGCCCCGCUGGAACUCAGCUAUGAUAGGGCGCACAGAGCCCUGCGACCUCGUUCCCUCGAGGACGGCCCACGUGAUAUUAUUUUCUGCAUCCACUC
Messenger RNA from Pelobates cultripes (western spadefoot toad), 518 nucleotides. Lineage: Eukaryota; Metazoa; Chordata; Amphibia; Anura; Pelobatidae. The record is from the annotation of a GenBank genome assembly.